Hydractinia symbiolongicarpus is the source of this 1401-nucleotide messenger RNA. RefSeq names its product HIV Tat-specific factor 1 homolog. The coding region runs from base 89 to 1306 and encodes 405 amino acids. The record is from RefSeq and is a predicted model, not a curated record. Gene Ontology annotation, cellular component: U2-type spliceosomal complex; U2 snRNP. Gene Ontology annotation, biological process: mRNA splicing, via spliceosome. Lineage: Eukaryota; Metazoa; Cnidaria; Hydrozoa; Anthoathecata; Hydractiniidae. The transcript is spliced from 11 exons. Gene Ontology annotation, molecular function: RNA binding.
AGAUAAAAAAACUCACACUAUUUCUAGGUCCCUGAGUUUAAGUUUUAGGUAAAAAAAAAAGAUGUAAAAUAUAUUUUGUUGACAAACGAUGAGUGAUGUAAGUGAACACGAAAGUGAUAGUGAUACUGAAAAGGAGUCAUCAUCAUCAACAGCAAAGAAAGAAGAUACUACAACAGAAUUAUCAACAAAUAUUGUCGAAGAAUUAAAAAAGCAAGCAGAAGGAGCACAGUCAACACAAGAGCAACCAGCAUGGGAAAAAUAUAUGCAACAGAAUGAACAGACAGGACAGUACACCUACACUGAUCCGAAUGAUGGUACGGUGUAUGAAUGGGAUCCUGAGAAAAGAGGAUGGAUACCAAAGAUAGACGACGAUUUCAUUGCCAUGUACCAAGCCAAUUAUGGCUUCAACGCGGCGGGCGAGCCUGACCCGAAUGUGAACGUUCCAACCGCGCCUGCUGAAGAGGCAUGUAAAGAGGAGAAAAAAAAGAAAGUAGAAGCAGACGAUGAAAAGGGUAAGAAACGCAAACUGGAGGAACCGAAAUGGUUUGAUGCUGAUCCGAAAAACGAUAACAAUGUUUACGUUGCUGGUCUCCCUCUUACAACAACAGAAGAAGAGUUUGUGGAGUUGAUGUCGAAGUAUGGAAUCAUAAUGGCGGACGACCAAGGCAAGUUAAAAGUAAAGAUGUAUAAAUCUGCGGACGGUCAGUUUAAAGGUGAUGCACGUUGUUGUUAUCUCAAGCACGAAUCUGUUGUACUGGCGUGUGAAUUGUUAGAUGAAAAUGAUUUCAAUGGAUCCAAAUUAAGUGUUGAAAAGGCUGUAUUUCAGUUAAAAGGUGAAUUUAAUCCAGCGUUGAAACCAAAAAAGAAGAAGAAGAAGAAGAAGAAGGGUGGACAGGAAAAGUUGUUAGAUUGGGUUGAUCGUCCAGCUAAACGAAGUAAAUUCGACCGUAUUGUUAUAUUCAAAAAUAUGUUUGAGUGUAAAGAAUUUGAGAAAGAUCCUACUCUCAUCAAUGAUUUGAAGGGCGAUUUACGAUCUGGCUGUGAGAAGUUUGGAGAAAUCAAGAAAGUACUGGUGUUUGAUCGAAAUCCUGAAGGAGUGGCUUCGAUUUUAUUUCACGAACCUGAAUUUGCUGACAAAUGUAUCGAGGCGAUGAAUGGAAGAUUUUAUGCUGGUAGAACGAUAAGCGCUGAAACGUACGACGGUGUAACGAAUUAUCAAGUCGAAGAAACAGAGGAAGAGUUUGAGAAACGCGUAAGCGAGUGGGAACGAUUUAUCGCAGAAGACGAAGAAAAAACGACGGAGUAGAGUUUCCUUACGUGUGCUUUCGUGUUCUAUCUUCAGAUGUGAUUCAUGCUAUUUUAUUCCUGUUUGCGCAUAAAUUUUUAACAACAUUUUUUUCA